CCUUGGCAGUGUUCAGUAACUUACUAUCCUUACACAAGAAUCUAAAACACCAGUUUGCAAAACUUUUGAAGCCCCAUACCUUGGGGUGAUUUUUGACACUCUGUGCGGUUGGCUGCGAAAGUGUUUGACUGGACAGAUUGGUCGUUUAUUUGACCCUUUCAGGCUUUCAACAAUUAUUAUUUGUUCCAAAGUAUUGGCAUUAUUGGCCCGCAAUGUGCCAGAUAAUACUGGCCCCGACACUCCAGAGCCGUUUUUCCUCGUGAUUUGUUUCUUCGUUGUCACAUUAAGUCAAAUUGUUUGGAGUACAGCACCGUAUAGCACCGAGCGGCUUGGAGCGGCUUGGGGAGCUUUCAAGAGCAUCGAGGAUGUAGUGAAGAGACCAAGGAACACCCGACUCCAUGCCAACCUCUUCGACUCAGUGGUACUUCCUGCCCUAACGUAUGCGUCAGAAACUUGGUCUCUUCGAGUAUCCCGUUUCACACAAGUAAGGGAAGGGACCCAAAGCUCCGACCUGCGUCAACGAUCAAAAAUCAAAGAUACCGUUCUGUACGCUAAACAGUCGAAGAUAAGGUGGGCCGGACACGUAACGCAUAUGAAUGACAACCGAUGGAGAAGAACCGUUAGUGACUGGAUUUCUCGGGAUGUCAAACGUACUGCAAGAAGACCACCGACCCGAUGGUCAGACUUCCUCACGAAGAGCCUAGAAGAAAGGUAUGAUGGUCGACGAGUCCCUGGAGCGAGCAGAACCCACUGGGCUACUCUUGCACGAGUCAGGGAAAAAUGGAAGAUUUACUGGUUCCCACUCGAGUCACUCGACGAUCAACGGGACUACAGGUCACACAGGUGA
Angiostrongylus costaricensis is the source of this 847-nucleotide messenger RNA. NCBI's taxonomy places the organism in Eukaryota, Metazoa, Nematoda, Chromadorea, Rhabditida, Metastrongylidae. The record is from the annotation of a GenBank genome assembly.